GUUAAGUGGUGGCAAGGUAGUGGAGGAAGGAGGUAAUAUGAAAUGGGUGGCGACAAAGGUGGACUUGGACCAACACGUUGUGGUGCCGGAACUCGGAGGUGGCAAUUUCCUCCUCGGAGGAUCGUCACCAGACAAGUUUAUGGAAGACUACAUUUACAACCUCAGCAAAACGAGCCUCUCGAAAGCGAAACCGCUAUGGGAUCUGCACCUCCUCAACCUCAAAACCUCCGACGCGGAGGCGGUGGCAAUCCUGCGAGUACACCAUUCCCUGGGCGACGGCACCUCGCUCAUCUCGCUCCUCCUUGCGUGCACUCGCCAGACCGCCAAUCCCCAGCUUCUCCCCACCGUUCCCACCACGAAGAGGAGGAGGCCAUCCGCGUUCUCAGGCGGGGCUUCUCCCAGAUUCUGGACUACGUAUGUUGUCCGGCUUCAGCAUUUCAUGUUGCUUCUGUGGCAUACAUUAGUUGACGUCUUCAUGUUUCUCGCCACUGCCGCCUUUCUCAAGGAUAGCAAUACCCCCAUCAAGGCCGCUCCUGGUUCUCACUUUAAUCCUAGACGGGUCGUUUUUCGGACCGUCAGUCUAGAUGAUUUCAAGCUUAUUAAGAACGCCAUGGAUAUGGUUGAGAUUGAGUAUUAUUCGAAUGUCUUCCCCAUGAUGCAUUUACAAAACCAUAUUCUCGUCAGACCGUGUUCACCCUCUGGAGAUAACCCCACAUCUGAGUUUUCAAUUAUCAAAGAACCCAACAAUGAUUGUGUGCGGAAUUUGGUGGGUAGUAUGAGCAGUAAUCAAUAUGGAUGGGUUAGUUUUCACAGUUAAUAUAAUUGCAAGUAAGAGUAAAGAUAAAAGAGAGAGACACGCAAACUUUAACGAGGUUCGAAGGUGGGGUAAUCCUUCUACGUCCUCAAAAUCCACUAUGUAGUUGGUUGUUGAAUAAAGAACCAACAAUUACACUUGUGUGAAUUUCUGCACGGUAUAUCUUCGCAAGGCCAAAGUUGCUACUGCACUCGUGCUGGCUUUGUUG
Messenger RNA from Cuscuta campestris, 1022 nucleotides. NCBI's taxonomy places the organism in Eukaryota, Viridiplantae, Streptophyta, Magnoliopsida, Solanales, Convolvulaceae. The record is from the annotation of a GenBank genome assembly.